AUGGAUUUCUUUAAGAAAAGAACGAAAGGCUCUUGGAACUCAAUGAGUACCAUUCAUAUUACUUUUUAUUUUCUCUUCUCGUUCAUAUUUUAUGUUCGAUACGUGUCUGCAGUUCCCACUAGACACCUGUGUCGUCCUGAACAAAGGGAUGCACUUCUCGAGUUCAAGAACGAGUUUGAGAUUGGGAAGUCUUCUUUUGAUAGGUGUUAUUUUAUUAAUGGUAGCUAUGCUAGCCCUUAUCCGAAGUCAUGGGCAAAUAGCAGUGAUUGUUGUUAUUGGGAAGGUAUCACGUGCGAUACCAAGUCUGGGGAAGUGAUCGAGCUAGAUCUCAGUUGCAGUUGCCUCCAUGGCAGGUUUCAUUCAAAUACCUUUCAAAACAUUCGUUUUCUAACAACUCUCGAUCUUUCACGUAAUGAUUUAUAUGGUCAAAUCCCAUCCUCCAUUGGAAAUCUCUCUCAUCUCACCUCUCUCAACCUUUCUAAUAAUCAUCUUUUUGGUCAGAUUCCAUCUUCAAUUAAAAAUCUUACACGUCUCACUUCUCUCUAUCUUCAUGGUAAUCAGUUUUCAGGUCAAAUUCCAUCCUCAAUUGGAAACCUUUCACAUCUCACCUCCCUCCGUCUUUCUUAUAAUCACUUGUUGGGUCAUAUUCCGUCUUCAAUUGGAGCUCUUUCACAUCUUACUUCUCUCCAUCUUUCUGGUAAUCAGUUUUGGGGUCGAAUUCCAUCUUCAAUUGGAAAUCUCUCUCAUCUCAAAACUCUUCACCUCAGCGGUAACAAUUUUGAUGGUGAAAUUCCAUCUUCUUUUGGCAAUUUGAAACAGUUGACGGUCUUAUAUUUAGACUCCAAUAAGCUUAGAGGUAACUUUCCCGUUGCACUACUAAAUUUGACAAAGCUGAGGUCUUUAUCACUUGGUUCCAAUCACCUCACAGGAGCACUUCCUCCAAACAUUAGCCCACUCUCCAAUUUGGAGGCUAUUUAUGCAAAUGACAACAAUUUCGUUGGAACCGUUCCUUUUUCUCUCUUGACCAUUUCUUCUUUGACCCAUAUUGAUUUUUGGAGAAUCAUUGAAAAAGUGGAUGAAGCAACCAACCCAAAUGGACUGGAGAGAAAGAAGCUUGGGAUGGACAUGAAUUCAGAGGGGUGUUAUUCUAUUAAUGGAAACAUAACAGUGAUUGCUGUUAUUGGGAUGGUAUCACGUGCAAUACCAAACCUUUCAUAUAAUGAUUUAUAUGGUCAAAUCCCCUCCUCAAUUGGAAAGCUUUCUCAUCUCACUUCUUUCAACCUUUCUCGUAAUCAUUUUUUUGGCCAGAUUCCAUCUUCAAUUGGAAAUCUUACACAUCUCACAUGUCUCGAACUAUAUGGUAAUCGAUUUUCGGGUCAGAUUCCGUCUUCAAUUGAAAAUCUUUCAAAUCUCACCUCUGUCGCUCUUACUGAUAAUCAGUUUUCAGGUCUGAUUCCGUCCACAAUUGGAAACCUUUCACAUCUCAUCUGUCUCUUUCUUUCUGCAAAUCAAUUUUGGGGUCAGAUUCCAUCUUCAAUUACAAAGCUCUCUCGUCUGGAAUAUCUUGACCUGAGUGAUAACAAUUUUGAUGGUGAAACCCCAUCUUCUUUUGGCAGUCUGAAACAUUUGACCAACUUAGAUUUAGAAUCUAAUAAUCUCAGCGGUAACUUUCCCAUUGCAACACAAAAUUUGACAAAGCUAUUCCUUCUUAAACCCAAGUUGAAGGAUCUUUGA
Molecule: messenger RNA, 1734 nt
Organism: Thlaspi arvense
Lineage: Eukaryota; Viridiplantae; Streptophyta; Magnoliopsida; Brassicales; Brassicaceae
Source: the annotation of a GenBank genome assembly